This is a messenger RNA of Wallemia ichthyophaga EXF-994, 2118 nucleotides long. RefSeq lists its product as uncharacterized. Gene Ontology annotation, biological process: Golgi to plasma membrane transport. Bases 1 to 2118 code for a protein of 705 amino acids. Lineage: Eukaryota; Fungi; Basidiomycota; Wallemiomycetes; Wallemiales; Wallemiaceae. The transcript has 4 exons. Gene Ontology annotation, cellular component: exomer complex. Gene Ontology annotation, molecular function: protein binding. The record is from RefSeq and is a predicted model, not a curated record.
AUGUCACUCGACGCGCCAUGGCUCAAACAGUGUCCCGAAUUCGUUGAAUUGGAGAUUGGCGAGAGUGUAGCCAGUCGCACCGAGACCCUCUCAACCUUCAGAGAACUCGGUCCACCAGAUCUCUGCCAUAUCAUCAAGUCUCCCACUAGAGCUGGAACCACCAACGAUUCUGGCUCUUAUCAUUAUGUCUCUGGAAUAGACGCAUCCAGCUCAGCCAGCAUUGCCAUAUACCUCAACGAUCUACUACGCAGUCUCGAUAUUUCCCAGGGUUGGUUCGCUCCCAACGCCGGCUGGAAAGUCAAGUCUGGUACUUAUUGCUGCUACAAUGCUUUCUCACGCGUUGACGUGCGCGUACAGGUCAAGAUUCCCGGCGGUGUCGACUCAUACGCCGUCGAUCUACGCGGCGAGCGCCACGAGCUCAAUUCCUCACUAUGGCUCGAGACUUACCUCAGUGCGCACCUCCGCUCGAUUCUUUACGCCGAUGAUCCAUCGUACAAGCUGUAUGGAUACAGGAAGUACUCGCCCAUUCCGAAACCCGAAGACGAAGAGCGGUUUAUCGCCGCCUGUGCGCAGCUCUUCGAUAAAGGCUGGCAGCUUGGAUCUGAGCCUGAAAUCCAAGUAGCGACGCCGAUUAGUAAUCACCUCACCAGCGCGAUCCUCAAGUAUUUCGGUGAUAGUGGACGUAUGUCUCGUGCAGCAAAUCUCUUUGAGAAAAUCGCCGAUCACCAGCGUCGCACUUAUGGUGAAGGUCCCGCAGCUGAUGUUGAUGCUCUUACCGCUCGCGCUUAUAUCGGGAUGCACGAGGAGACACUCGCAGUGCGCACGCUUAAUCGUGCUCUCACUGUUUCGCCGCAAUCUUGGCAACUCCUUCAUGUCCAGAUCGACUUUUUACGCUCUAAGGGUAUGUUCGAUUGGGCUGUGCAGCUCGCGCGCCAGGCUGUUGAAUGUUCACCUUCUGAGUUUGUCACCUGGGCUAAAUUGACUGACUGUCUCCUCGACAUUGAAGACUUUGAAGCUGCGCUGCUCACUCUCAACAGCUGCCCUAUGUUUACAUACAACGAACGCGAUUUGCACAGGAUGCCAACACCCAUCAAGAAUCACUUUCCUAUAAAGAAAUGGGUUAUCGAGUCUAAUCUCAUCGACGACGACUCGCCGAAAGAAAAUGAGGCGGAUAUAACCCUCCUUAGAUUGCCAGCACCUUCGCUCAGAGGUACUUUCGCUAGAGCUUACGAGCUCCUCACUAGACUCAACGACGCUAUCGGUUGGGAUGACCUCCUCAAAAUCCGCUCAAAGGUGUUUGUGAUGGAAGAGGAAUACAGACAACACAAGACGGAGGGUUCUAAUGGCACAGCUGCCGAUAGCAAUGUCAUUAAACAGCCUGCUAUACCUACCAUCAAAAUAUCAUCGGAUUCCGAUCACGAGCGUGAACAAUUCAAGAGGGGUGGUUUAGAUUUGCACAUGGAGAAGGUGGAGAAAAUUGAGGAACCGGUGCAUAACCACGACAACCACGACAACCAACAAGAUGGCCAAGGUGAAGGCACAAACACUAACGGAAAUACCGCAGAAGAAGAUACCGAUGAUACCUCGCGAGGCUUAUCCUUCAGUGAUAAGAAAUUGUGCGAACGCUGGCUAGACAAUCUGAUGCUUGUUCUCUAUGAAGAUCUCCGCGUACUGACCAUCUACAAGGCUGAACGCUCUCAUUUCAAAUCACAACAAAUGCAAUACAGGAAAACAGGAACUGAGUGGGAAAUUAUUGGUGAUUUGUGUCUCAGAAUGCAUAAUAAGGAAGAAUCAAAAGAAGCUUAUCAAAAAUGUCUCGAUCUUAAAUUCUCCGCUAGAUCUUUUAUGAAGUUGAUGGAGAUUUUUGCUGAGGAGGGUAACACACAGAAAGCUUUUACUACUGCUACACGGUUAAUAGCGUACAAUGCUAGAUGGUACAACGAAUCUGUCUAUCCAAACUUCAUUAGCUCUCAACUAUUCAAGAUUGUCAAGUUGGAGGGUGUCCAGAAACUUGUCUUUAUGACCAUGUCCCUCGGAAACAACCUACCUAUUCAGGCUGAAUUGAGCAGGUAUUGGGACUAUGUUAAGAACUUCAAAGUUGAAGGUGAGGCUUUCUGA